This is a messenger RNA of Drosophila subobscura, 2573 nucleotides long. It is a transcript of the gene heix, whose product is annotated as ubiA prenyltransferase domain-containing protein 1 homolog. Gene Ontology annotation, molecular function: prenyltransferase activity. Lineage: Eukaryota; Metazoa; Arthropoda; Insecta; Diptera; Drosophilidae. The transcript is spliced from 2 exons. Gene Ontology annotation, biological process: vitamin K biosynthetic process; menaquinone biosynthetic process. The coding region runs from base 617 to 1687 and encodes 356 amino acids. The record is from RefSeq and is a predicted model, not a curated record. Gene Ontology annotation, cellular component: endoplasmic reticulum; Golgi membrane.
ACCUUAUUUCGCUUCGAGCUGACGUGACAGUUGAUUUGUUUGAUUAAAAUAAAUAGAAAAAAGAGAGACCAAGAGUGAAAUUCAAUUAUACAUAAAUCAAUCAAUCAAAGCAGGCGCUACCACCACACACAGAGUGUCCCCGGAAGACAUUGGCGCUGGACGUGAAGAGCACACGCAGAGAACGCAGUCUGCAAAAGUUGGAGCUGCUCGGUGAAAUUUUGUGGUUGGGACACUGCUGCUGCUGCUGUGGAGGCGCCCCCACCCCCCAGUUCGGAUCCAUCCCCGGCUCACACACACAACACACACAAGAUGCUGUGUAUACAAUAUUAGCGAUUAUUGAGAAAGUACGCGCAGACCCCCUCCAAAACACACACACAUACUCGACACACACACACAGACAGACCAGGUGGAAAUCCGCCUCAAAAGUCAGCCCGUAGGAGCCGCCGCCCGUGUGUGCCGGCAACAGAUUUUUUCGUUGAAUUAUUUAUGCUUUUAUAAACAAUACCACCCCACUCCACAACCCAGCGGAUAGAAGGUCAAACAAACACAGAAUAGUUUGUGUUGCUCCAGCGAAUGAGCAAAAAGAUUUCCCCGCAGUUAUAGUUUGGAGCUUGCGAUGGCAACAAGUAGAAGCGAAAGCCUAGUGCCGGACGCAACGCAGCUGCUGCAGCAGGAGCACAACCACGAGCAUCGUCAUCAUCAGCCAAAUGGCACUGCAGCAGCAACGAACGGCAAGGCGACAGCAGCAGCAUCCACGCUGAUGGCCAAUUCGGGUACUUUUAUGAAAUUUAAAACCUAUCUGCUGGCCCUGCGUCCUUGGUCGCUGUCCGCCAGUCUGGUGCCCACGCUGCUGGGCUCCGCUCUGGCCUAUCGCUCCCAGUGGGCGGAGGAGUUUUCGCUGCUCACCUUCUUCCUCACCGCCUUCACCGCGGUCACGGUCCACUGUGCGGGUAAUGUGGUUAACACCUAUUUCGAUUUCAUCAAAGGCAUUGACAAGCAGAAGGCUGACGAUCGCACACUGGUCGAUCACAUACUCACCAAGGAUGAGGUGGUCUCACUGGGUGCCAUUUUGUAUAUGGCCGGCUGCGGUGGCUUUGUGCUGCUCGCUGUGCUCAGUCCGGCCAAAAUGGAGCAUCUGGCACUGAUCUACUUUGGCGGUCUAUCGUCCAGCUUUCUGUACACAGGCGGCAUUGGUUUCAAGUACAUUGCCCUGGGCGAUCUGGUCAUUCUGAUACUGUUUGGCCCCAUCUCGGUGCUGUUCGCAUUCAUGUCACAAACGGGUCACGUCGACUGGACAACAAUGGGCUACGCCAUACCGCUGGCACUCAACACGGAGGCCAUCCUCCACAGCAACAAUACGCGCGAUGCGGAGAGUGAUCGCAAAGCGGGCAUUGUCACACUGGCCAUACUCAUUGGACGCACUGCCUCGCAUGUGCUCUAUGCCAUGCUGCUCUUUACACCCUACUCGCUGUUCUUCAUCUUUGGCCUGAAGUACUCGCUGUGGUUCCUGCUGCCACUCGUCACCCUGCCGCAGGCCUUUAAGAUCGAGAAGCGUUUCCGCAACGAACAGACCAUGCAUCUGGUGCCACGGCAGACGGCCAAGCUGAACUUUUUCUUUGGCAUUCUGUACAUCGUGGCCUGCUGCUGCGCCCAGCAGCUGCCCACGUUUGUGCUGCGCAAAGUUUAGGAGGAACGAGACGAUCCAUAAUCACAAAUCGCUGCAAACAUUUUUAGGGAAUUUCAUUAGUUUUUUUAUAGUCAAAUGUGGUGUAGCCUCUCGUCUCGUAUCGUAAGAAAACAACUGAAAAAUGUAAUUUUGUGUCAAUUUCGCGCAUGGCUUUUGUGUUGCACAAAACAAAAGUUUCGAACGCUUGCAACUAGUCUCCCAAACAACACCCAACACUUGUGGAACUGAACAUAUCCUAUGUACCCCCUACACCUACUAUUACUCUAUACUCGCUCUUAUUUAUUUCACCUUUCAUUUGUACCUCAAAGUGUAAUUUAUACUCUUCCUCCUCUCCACUCGCGCGCGUUGGUAAUCACGGACCAAAAUGGAUGUUGAUGUCAGUAAUCGGUAAACAAAUCAGCUUAUAUCUAGCUGAAUUGAAUUGUUAGUUAAAGUUAUAAAUCGUAGCCAUAAACAUACACAAAUGGUGCAGCAGUUACUUAAGUUUUUUGCCGUGUGCGUAUCGUGUCGUGUCGUGUGUGUUGUGUGAAUCAAAAUGCAGAUUUACUUUAUAGAAAUGCUUUGAAAUGCAGCUAAGUUAAGGUUAAUAUUUGUGUGGCUGGAAGCUGGCUUUGCUUUUGUUUUUUACACAUAUUAUAUACAACAUAUAUACAUACAAUAUAUAUAUAUAUAUAUACAUAUAUACAUCUAUGUAAGCCCAGUGUCUAGCAGGCAGGCUCAAGAGUGAGAAAUAACGAAAGCGAAAAACACAAAUUUAAAUUUAAAAUUUAAAGCAAAAGAAAAAGAAAAGAGGGAGAAUAUAUACACACAAAAUACACAAGUCGAAAGUCGAGCAACAAUUGUUUUCCAUUAACAAUAACAAAUAGCUUUAACAAAAGAAUAGAGA